AUAAUACAAAAAAGUUAGACAACGCAAACCACUGCGGAAGAAGACAGAAGGAAAGUGAUCUUUCUUUUAGCAUAUUUUUCCGCGGUGGUUUUCCGUCAUCUAAUUUCUUGUAACAUGCACCAACUAUUCCAAAAGAAGUUUUACGUUGAAGAUAAGUACAUCCCGAGUAUUCUUGCCCCCUUUUGAAUUCUGAAGAGUCGAACAUGAGUCAUUUAAGGCCAUUUUCGCUGCUGUGUAUGCAAGUAGGCAUUUCACUGCUUCAUUAUCACAUUGGCUGUCCAUGCUUCUUCACGCUGGCACAAUUUUGUAGUCUCAGUUUUUUUCAAGUACGUAAUGAGCAUACUUCUUCUUGCGAGGCAGUUCAACGAGGCCUCUUGUUUACGUGCUAUUGCCUAACGUGAGCGUCUUCUCUUUUUUUCAUGUGGUGAACCAAUAAAAUCGAGUGGAAGGAAAUUGUCUGGAACCGCGGAUAUGACCUCUCUUUGGUACUUCUCCUCCCCUUUGGAUUGGCGAUGGAUCACAACUACGAUCGUUUUCGCGGUGACGUACCUGUUGGGUCGCUUUUACUACCAUGUAUCGAAGUACCCGAAGGGACCCGUCCCAUUUCCACUCGUGGGUAACCUACUGGCUUUGCGCAACGUGACCGACCUGCACGCAAAGUCAACCGAAUGGUCAAAGACAUAUGGGGACGUCUUCACCUUGUGGAUGGCCCACAGGCCUAUGGUGAUGUUGAACAGCUACACAGUUAUUCGGGAAGCACUGGUGCAGCGACGGCACGACUUCGCCGGCCGCUUUCCAACCAGAUCAGGAGCCCUGCAAAACCAAGGCAACCACGAUAUAGUAUUCGAAGACUACAACCCCUGUUGUAAGGCUCUUCGGAAGGUGGCACUGUCAGCGGUGAGACAGUAUGCUGCCAGCAAGUCUCUGGAAAAGCUCUGCACCGAUAUUGUUGACGCAUUUGCGGAUUCCCUAAAAGAAGGACCACAGGUCAUGGACCUGAGAAAACCUAUUUUUUCUCUCCUUUGCAAGAUCAUAGGAGUAUCUAUAUACGGCACAAGGCUGUACGAGGAAAAAGAGGAUAUCGAACGCUUGGAAGACUUCAACCGCCGGUUCUACGAAAUUUCGCCCAAUGGCCUGCCCAGCGACAUCGCUCCUUUUCUUGCCGUUCUGUAUUACAAGAAAGAGAAGAGGAUGGCGGCGUUGUUCAGUGAGCUCGGAGAAGUCAUACGAAGGCUGUUCUCGAAAGCCGAAGAGACCUACAGUCCAGGUAAGACGGAGAACUUCACGCACGCCAUCUUGGCCGCCCGAGAGGAAGCCAUCAAGGAGGACAGAGCUGAUGCGCAGUACUUGACCAAAGACAACAUGAUCCUCGUUACAAUGAACCUCCUUAAUGCUGGAUCCGAUACAUCUACAGGCACACUGCAGUGGCUUCUGCUACACAUGACAAAAGAACCCAGCAUUCAAACUAGGAUCCAAAAAGAAAUAGAAGACAACAUUGGGAGCGUGCCACCUGUGUACGGAGACCGUGAGAAGCUUCCUUUCACCGUGGCUUGCCUGCUGGAGACGCUGAGGAUGCACCCCGCGGCGCCCCUUGGAUUACCUCAUAACACAACCACUGGCACUCGAGUCGGAAAGUGGGACAUACCCAAGGACACGGGCAUGCUGUACAACAUCUACGCCGUGCACCAUGACCCAGAGAACUGGGAGAAACCCGAGGAGUUCCGUCCAGAACGGUUCCUGGAUCCUGUGACGGGCAAAGUGCGCACUGACACCGGUCCUUUGAUCACCUUCGGCCAGGGAGCCCGAAGCUGCCCAGGAGAGAAGCUAGCUCACGCCGACAUGUUCUAUAUUCUCGUCCGACUCUUGCAGAGGCUCAGAGUCAGCGCGCCUAACGGUUCCUCACAUGCGAACUUGAACGGAAAUGGAUCGAGCUUGUUUUUACACCCUGUGCCGCAAGACAUUGUAUACACUAGAAGAAUUUAAACACAUUUCUGGUUACGUACAAACA
This is a messenger RNA of Rhipicephalus microplus (southern cattle tick), 2008 nucleotides long. RefSeq names its product steroid 17-alpha-hydroxylase/17,20 lyase. The record is from RefSeq and is a predicted model, not a curated record. Gene Ontology annotation, molecular function: heme binding; monooxygenase activity; oxidoreductase activity, acting on paired donors, with incorporation or reduction of molecular oxygen. Lineage: Eukaryota; Metazoa; Arthropoda; Arachnida; Ixodida; Ixodidae.